AUGGCAGAGCAAUGCAAGAUUUCUGCUGCCAUGGUAUAUGAGGAAAGGUCAUAUGCGCGGUCAUACGUGCUCAAGGUAGAUGGAUACUCCAGAGUCAAGGCGUUUCUCGAGACCGGCAAGUGCCUUGCCUCUGCCCCUUUCAGUGUUGGAGGGAACGACUGGACCGUGGAAUGUUACCCAAACGGUGACAAUAGGAUUCAUGCCCAUUACAUAUCCCUUUUUCUACGUCUUGAAUCUGCUGAUGCUGGAGAUGUGAAGGCGAAAUUCACGCUCAGUCUACUUGACAAGAAUGGACAACCGGUGCCUUCAUACAGCCGUGCCUCCCCUGUACUAACCUUCUCAAAGAAAGAUUCAUGCUUGGGCUACCCUGAUUUCUUCAAGAAGGCUGAUCUGGAGGCAUCGGCACAUCUAAGAGACGACUGUCUCACCAUCAGGUGCGAUGUCACCGUCAUCCACGGGGAAGAAACAAGGAUUCCUCCAAGCGACCUGCACCAGCACCUCGGUGACCUCCUCGAGAAUAAGGAUGCAACAGACCUAAUAUUUCAAGUCGGUGCACAUAGUUUCUCAGCCCACAGGUGCGUCCUCGCUGCUCGGUCAUCCGUCUUCAAGGCGGAGCUCCUUGGCGCUAUGAAGGAGAGUUCUGCAGCUAAUCCUAUUGAAAUCUAUGACGUGGAAGCUGAUGUUUUCAAGUCCUUGCUUCACUUCAUAUACACCGACUCCGUUCCUCCAGUGUUUGGUGUGGUCAUGGCCAGCCAUCUACUUGUUGCGGCUGACAGGUACAACAUCGGCAGGCUGAAGAUGAUAUGCGAGGAGAAAUUGUGCACUCACAUCGAUUCCAACAUGGUGGCCACCAGCUUGGCUUUAGCAGAGCAGCAUGGUUUCCAUCGUCUCAAAGAGGCUUGUUUGCAAUUCCUUGCUUCUCCUUCCAAUUUCAAAGCUAUGAUGGCAAGCGACGGUUUUGAGCAUCUGACAUCCAGCUGCCCACAUGUUCUCAAGGAGCUUGUAGCUAGAAUCCUUCCGGCUGAAUGGGGGGUGAUUCUUGAAGCUUUGCAUAAUGGAGAGAUUCCAUCAACGGGAUAUCUUGUUGAAAUUUUGAAAAAGGCUAUUCUUGAACGCUGUUUAAAGGUGUAUAAGGAAAAACUGGAGGACUUAGGUCCACCUGUAUUGGUAGAGAAACUGCAGCAAAUUCAUGAGGUGGCAAAUGUUCAGUACUUAAUAAGCCUCCAGCAAAUAGAAUCAGUCACCUCUGGUAUGUCCUUAAUACUCCAUUAG
Molecule: messenger RNA, 1272 nt
Organism: Triticum aestivum (bread wheat)
Lineage: Eukaryota; Viridiplantae; Streptophyta; Magnoliopsida; Poales; Poaceae
Product: BTB/POZ and MATH domain-containing protein 3-like
Exons: 2
Coding region: 1-1272 (423 amino acids)
Biological process (GO): protein ubiquitination
Molecular function (GO): protein binding
Source: RefSeq, a predicted model, not a curated record